UUUCCCCAAGCAGUGAGCCUCGGACAGUGCUGGGCUCCAGCGCUUUAUUUUAAGAUGAUCGGCCAAGGUCUUUGCAGAUAGAUUUUAUCUGAAGUUAAAUAGCAGGCGCUCGCCGCUCACUCGCCAAUAAGUCAUUUUUAAUAGAGACAAAUCGCUCUGGACGCCCCGGAGCGCCGGUGCCGCCGCUCUUGCCCGCGCUCCCCGCCGAAGGCGAGCGGGCAGCCCGGGCAGCUCCCUUCUCCCGUAAGUGUCCUGCUCGGUGGAUCCUGCUCGUGUGUGGAGAAGGGGAGGCAAGGGGGGGAGAGCCUGCCAGCCGCCCUGACAGUGCCUACGCUGGAUGCACAGCGGCCGCGGGACACCUCGGCGCGGAGCGCGGCGAGGAGAUGCGCAGGGGUGGUGGGCUGCGCCGCGGCACUCAGCCCCUCUAGGCUCGCCCAUGGAACGUCCCGCGGAGCCCCGUCCGCCGUCGGAUCCCCCACGCCGCUGGUGAGAGCUCUGCUUGUUCUGUAAAGUGGAUGUCAGGUGGAUCUAUGUUCUGGAAGGAACAAAGAGGCAGCGAAAGCAGCACGGGGGAAGUUUGAGCGGCGAGGAUGCAGGCUGUGUACUGGUACGCGGUCCUUCUGCUGCAGCCCACUCUCUACCUGGUUACCUGUGCAAAUUUAACAAAUGGAGGAAAAACAGAACUUCUAAAAUCAGGAAGCUCCAAAUCCACACUAAAACACAUAUGGACAGAAAGUAGCAAAGACUUGUCCAUCAGCCGACUGCUGUCACAGACUUUUCGUGGAAAGGAAAAUGAUACAGAUUUGGACCUGCGAUACGAUGCCCCAGAAACUUAUUCUGAGCAAGAUCUCUGGGACUGGCUGAGGAACUCCACAGAUCUGCAAGAACCUCGGCCCAGAGCAAAGAGACGGCCCAUCGUCAAGACUGGGAAAUUUAAGAAAAUGUUUGGCUGGGGAGAUUUUCAUUCCAACAUCAAGACUGUGAAGCUAAAUCUGUUAAUAACAGGGAAAAUCGUUGACCAUGGCAAUGGGACGUUUAGUGUUUACUUCAGGCAUAACUCCACUGGUCAAGGGAAUGUAUCUGUGAGCCUAGUGCCCCCUACAAAAAUAGUGGAAUUUGACUUGGCACAACAGACAGUGAUUGAUGCCAAAGAUUCCAAGUCCUUUAACUGUCGAAUCGAGUACGAAAAGGUUGACAAGGCUACCAAGAAUACACUCUGCAACUAUGACCCUUCAAAAACCUGUUAUCAGGAGCAGACCCAGAGCCAUGUGUCAUGGCUCUGCUCCAAGCCCUUUAAAGUAAUCUGUAUUUACAUUUCCUUUUAUAGUACAGAUUAUAAACUAGUACAGAAGGUGUGUCCUGAUUACAACUACCACAGUGACACACCCUACUUCCCUUCAGGGUGAGGACCAACUUGUGUCUGAGACUGAAGCCUGGGGAAUAAAAGAGGUCGAAUAACAGGGCUGUAACCUCAAGGAGGAAGGCCACAUCUAUUGCCUGGAAUGUGUCUACCUGCUGCUGCUGAUGUCAAAUGGCUGCAAAUAUGUUAGUGGAAAACAAUCUAAUGUAAUUUUUGCCCAGUCAGCUCCAUGUAUACGUCUAGGUGUAAAUCUAUGGAUUUGAAAUAAAACCAUACACAUACACAGACACACACACACACUUUUCAGUGCACAUUAUUGAGAUUCCUGUUAAGAAAUCUUUCAUUGUCUGAUAUCUAAGGAUUCAGCAUAACCUAUCAUCAAGCAAAAUGGAUUAACUAGACAGUACAAGGUUUCUAAGGCAGACUGUUAUGGAAAUCUCCUUGAAAGUCCUUUGAGUACAUGCCAAUCAAUAAACCUCACUCAUGCAUUCUACUGCUUGGAGCAGCUGUACUGGUAAAUAAUACUGUAGGAAUAAGUAUUCGUUAAAAUGGGAAAAAAGUGUGUUUAGAAUUCAGUAUUCUGUAUUUAUGUGAACCCAGCAAAGUGUCAUGACUUUUCCCAGCACACAGUAGGCACAUUCAAGGUGGUGUUGGUGGCUCUUUUUCCAUGGAGCAAACCUGUUUCUAGUAAAGAUGGGCAAACAUUUGGAAUUUACAUGUGAGCAGACAUUCUGGUUUAAUGUUUCUCUGACUUUAAGCUGUGAUUCUUUAAACUUGUUUGAGUUUAGGCCAGCUAAACUGCUUAAAAACUGGAAUUGAUCUCUAAGAAGGAAAAUGCCUGGCAGAGAACAUGUAAGUUAUAAGUGGCUGUCUUAUCUUUAUUACAAAAUAUUGUAACAAAUUCAAUAUCCUAGUCUUCAUUUGUAUGAAUGGUUUGUAUUGUACAUAAUUUAACCAGUGUUAUUUGAGCUGCUUAUUAAUAUUAACUUGUAAUUGUCUCUCUGCUUGUUAUUGUUUAAAACAGUCAAGGAAAUGAGGAAUCCAUUUUAUCAAUGUAGCUGUAAACUCCAUUAAAAGACAGAACUAUGUACAAAGCAUUUAUUCAGCUAAAGUAUUGUUGAAAGCUAUACAUAUACAACAUUACAGUCUGUCUGUAUUUAGAUAUUUUAUUUCCAGAGGAAAAAAAUGAACUGUACAUAAAAAUAAAAAAUCUUAAAGUUGA
Vidua chalybeata is the source of this 2582-nucleotide messenger RNA. It is a transcript of the gene NXPH1, whose product is annotated as neurexophilin 1. The record is from RefSeq and is a predicted model, not a curated record. Bases 591 to 1406 code for a protein of 271 amino acids. Gene Ontology annotation, molecular function: signaling receptor binding. NCBI's taxonomy places the organism in Eukaryota, Metazoa, Chordata, Aves, Passeriformes, Viduidae. The transcript has 3 exons.